Messenger RNA from Lethenteron reissneri (Far Eastern brook lamprey), 2674 nucleotides. Its product is annotated as 85/88 kDa calcium-independent phospholipase A2-like. The record is from RefSeq and is a predicted model, not a curated record. Lineage: Eukaryota; Metazoa; Chordata; Hyperoartia; Petromyzontiformes; Petromyzontidae. Gene Ontology annotation, cellular component: mitochondrion. Gene Ontology annotation, molecular function: long-chain fatty acyl-CoA hydrolase activity; protein binding. Gene Ontology annotation, biological process: lipid metabolic process; positive regulation of ceramide biosynthetic process.
GUUUAACGCCCGUACACCGCGUGACGAUUUCAUUUGUUUUUCCGCAUCGGGUGGCGAAGGGGUCUUAACGGUCAGAUCACUGUGUACGUGGCCUCACGCUAUACAAAAUCUUAUAAAUUGGUGACACUCCGUAGGUGACACGCCAUGGACAACAUCCCCAAAACGACAAUCUCGUUGGAGUAUGAGCUCUUCUCUGCUCAAGAUCUGGGAGCCUCCGUGCUAAAGCUGGAGGCCGUGACCCUGCACAAGGUUGGAGCAGAGUCGCCCACUUUCCAUGGGGUGAUGAAGGCGUCGGAAGAACCCGAGCGGUGGACGAGAGUGUUCACGGAGCAUGACGAGGGCACGGCGCGGGAACUGGCGGAACGACUGGACGCGUCCCUCCGCCCGUUCACGAGCUGUCCGCGGGAGGACGACGACCAGCAGAGACGACGCAAGCUCCUGGCCGUCGCCCGGUGCCUCCAGGAGCGGCCGAAGUGGACGCUGGCGCACGUGGCGGCCUACUGCGGCCUUCACCAGGCCCUGUCUCAUGCCGAGGUCUGCAGAACCAUCGACGAGCCGGAGAGCGACUACGGCUGCACCCCGCUGAUGAUGGCUGUGGAGGCGAAGCAGGUGGCGUGCGCACGUGGGCUGCUGGGUCUGGGCGCGCGCGCGGAAGUGGCGGACAAGCAGGGGAACAUCGCGGCGCACUACAUGGCCUCGCAGGUCAACGACGACGUCGCCAUGCUGAUCUACGACCUGGCGGAGGGCGGCGUUGAAUGGCUGGGUGCACGCAAUGGCGCCGGCAGCACGCCGCUGCACGUGGCCGCGCGUGCCGGGGCGCUCUCCGCCAUGAUCGCGCUGCUGGCCAAUGGCGCCGACUUCGACGCGAGAGACGAGGCCCACGGAGACACGCCCCUGCACGUGACCAUCAAGAGGAUCGUGCAAAGCAUGCGCGACAGCUGCAGCUCAAGCGGCGUCGGUGAGGGUGAGCAUGUACAGAAUCUGUGCACGGUGGUGAAGGCCCUGGUGUUGUUUCGGGCUGACCUGACGGUGGAGAAUAAAGAUGGACAUUCGGUGUGGGACCUUGCCGCAGACGUGCACGCCGGGGGCGUGAAGGACCAGGUGUUGUCGCUGCUGCGACACGGAGAGGCCUACGCACGAGCAUCAGCUCCAACUCCAGUCUCAGGACUCAAUGACCCCAGUGCUGCUGCGGAUGAAGACGGCAAAGAAAGCGUCACGGGCGGCAGUGGUGAUGGUGGUGGCGCAGCACCUGUGCUCGGUGGGGGAGGCCGCGUGCUCUGCAUGGACGGCGGUGGCAUUCGGGGCCUGGUGCUCGCUCGCAUCCUUGAUUUCCUCUGGCGAAAGAACAAUCAGCGGAGCUUGGCUGAGCUCUUUGACUGGGUGGCCGGUACCAGCACGGGCGGCAUCCUGGCAAUCGGCAUAGGCCUUGGAUUUCAACCACCGAAAAUAAUAGAGACGUACUUCCAAUUGAAGGACAAAGUGUUCCGAGGAGCCAAGCCACAUUCCACCAUAAAGCUGAAAGAGGCCAUGCAAUUUAUAUUUAAGAAAGUUAAUCUUGGAUCCAUCACACACCCAAGGGUGAUGGUGACGUCCACCAAGGUGGAUAUUUUACCGGUGGACCUGAUGUUGUUCACGAACUACAAACAUCCUGAUGCAGAGACGUGCGGAGACUCCCCCGGUCUUCCAGAUCCCAUCUACCGUCGCAUGUCGGACCUUCUCGCGUGGCAGGCGGCCACGUGGACCUGCUCGGCACCAUUCUUAUUCUCGCCGAUCUAUGACCUGGUGGACGGGGGCCUCCUGGCCAACAACCCCACCAUGACCAUGCUGGCGGAGGUCUACCACCACAGCAGAGGCUUGAAGUCCAAGGAGCCGGGUCUGGACAAACCCUCGCUGAAGGUGGUGCUGUCGCUCGGCACUGGGAAAAAGCCCACGGUGGAGGUCGGGCCACCAUUCCCGACCUGCUUGGGGGAAUUGUUCUUUCCAAGUAUGCUUGUAAAAGUGUUCAACUGCGUCAUGUCUGUCAUGACCAUCACAGAGGCACAUCAGCUGAAGGCCGCUAAGGGAUGGUGUCACAGCAUCAACGUGCCUUUCUUCAGGAAGAACCCCGAGUUCGAAGACCUUGUCAAGAUUGAUGAGACGGACAACACAAAGUUGCUGCAACUCAUAAAGGAAGUGGAUGACUAUAUACUCAGUGAUUUGGAUAACAUGUCGCACAUCGCAAAGCUGUUGUCACCCUCCGACGUGACGACUGGCUUUACUGCAUAAUCAAGCGGCAGCUACCAGUAAGGCCAGCACGUUUACUCACUUUGCGCCAUCCGCCACUGUUAAACGUCAUGGCGGGAAUCCUGAUUAUGUUUGAUCGUCGCCUCCCAGCGCUAAUAAUAAACUACGUUCAGCCAUGAAUACACGAUAGCUCAAUUAUGUUUUAAGUCACAAGAUCAAUUUAAUAAUUUACAUUGGGAGGCAGGUUUGGUGUCGGCAGCGCAGUGGUGAUGCCCGUGCCUCACAGGAAGAAGGGUCCUGGGUUCGAUUCCCAAUUCAGGAAUCUUUCUGAGUGGAUUUUGUGUGUUCUCUCCGUCUAUUCCGCAUGGGUUUCCCCACUGGGUUCUUUCGUUUUCUCCCAUGGUUAAAAACCCCACAAUGUAACUGGUAUUGACCAUAAACAUUCCGGUGC